Hevea brasiliensis (rubber tree) is the source of this 1488-nucleotide messenger RNA. RefSeq names its product pectinesterase 1-like. The coding region runs from base 15 to 1118 and encodes 367 amino acids. The transcript has 4 exons. Lineage: Eukaryota; Viridiplantae; Streptophyta; Magnoliopsida; Malpighiales; Euphorbiaceae. Gene Ontology annotation, molecular function: pectinesterase activity. Gene Ontology annotation, biological process: cell wall modification. The record is from RefSeq and is a predicted model, not a curated record.
UUCAAUAACAAAAGAUGGCUAAACAACUUAGUUUCAUUGCCUUGGCUCAAUAUACCAUCCUUGCCAUCGUUCUUGCAGCCACCACCGUUAGCGCUGAUGAUGCCACACCAAUCCCAGAUACUCCAGAUGGAAUACAAGCUUGGUUUGAUGCUAAUGUCAAGCCCCUUGCUGACCGUGCGGGCACCUUAGAAAAAGCCCUUGAAGCAGCAGAAGCUACACCAAAGACCAUUAAGGUGAGACAAGAUGGAAGUGGAGAAUUCAAAACCAUAACUGAUGCGGUUAAGAGCAUCCCAAAAGGAAAUAAAGAGCGUGUUAUUGUGGAUAUUGGCCCCGGAAUUUAUCCUGAGAAAGUCACCAUUGAAGUAGAAAAGCCUUUCAUUACUUUCCUCGGACCACCUGAAAAGGCAACCCUGGCAUUUGGUGGUACUGCUGCUGAAUAUGGAACUGUUUACAGUGCCACAUUACAAGUGGAUUCUGAUUUCUUCGUGGCAUCUAAUUUAAUCAUUCAGAAUACUGCACCCAGGCCGGAAGGCACCAGAGCUGGACAGCAAGCAGUUGCCCUUACUAUCGGCGGUACUAUGGCAGCUUUCUACAAUGUUAAAAUGCUUGGAUUUCAAGACACAUUGUGUGAUUACAAGGGCUUUCAUUUCUUCAAAGACUGUUACAUUGAAGGCACCGUUGAUUUCAUUUUUGGAAGGGGAAAAUCCAUUUAUCUACAAACAGAGAUACGUGUGUUAGCAGAUCAAGAUCAAACUAUUGUAACAGCACAAGCAAGAGAAACUGAAACACAAGAUGUGGGUUUCUCUUUUGUACAUUGCAGUAUAACUGGAAAAGGAACUGGAGCAUUCUUGGGUCGAGCAUGGAUGCCGAUGCCUCGGGUGGUAUUCGCUUACACUAGCAUGGUCGAGGUUAUCAAUCCUGAAGGAUGGUCUAAUAACCACCAUCCUGAACGAGAAGCGAAAGUAUUCUUUGGAGAAUACAAGAAUACAGGACCAGGCGCUGCUCCAGCUGAACGCGUUAAAUUUGCCAAGCAACUAACUGAAGAAGAAGUGAAACCCUUCCUUUCCCUUGGCUUUAUUAAAGGUACCAGUUGGUUGCUUCCUCCACCAAAGGCAUAAAGAGUUCACUCAAGGGCCACUGAGAGAGUGGAAUAGUAAGGAGAAUACAAUACUUAUAUGGGUAGCUGGUCUUGCGAAGCUGAUCUAUUACUCUUCGGCAUUAAUUGUUUGUAGAAAUAAACUAAAUUAUUGGAAUAAGGGCAAUACAAUAGAAUUGUUUGUCCCUUUUUUGGAUUUAGAUAACUUACACAUGUGUGUUUUUAAUUUCAACCGUUUAUGUCUUGGAAAAAGCUUGGUGUACAAAAAAAAUGCUUAUAAAAGUUGUACAAAUGAAAUGAAAUGUUCACUCUAUCUUUAAGUCAUUUAGACUCUAAAUUAAUUUAAUUCCCACCAAAAUCAUUUCUCUCCAAAAUUUAACCAAUCAUAAUUC